Molecule: messenger RNA, 777 nt
Organism: Owenia fusiformis
Lineage: Eukaryota; Metazoa; Annelida; Polychaeta; Sabellida; Oweniidae
Source: the annotation of a GenBank genome assembly
CUGAUUGAAGCUGUGAACGGAAGCCUCACUGAGUGGGAGAAGUCCCAUGAUGUACUGGUGUACAAUUCUCUGAAUCAAAACCAUACUUCAGUGAAUUUCAUCUACUACCCUCAGUUGCCAGGAAUGGCUGAACAUCUCAUGGAUAUCAAAGAGGCUCUUACAUAUCUUGUUAAAAUGUCAGGCCAACUUAGAAAUAACAGCGAUACUGUGCUAGUCAUAGGACGGUAUACAAGUAUAGAUAAGAAGGAUUUUCCAGUUCUGAUGUCAACAUUAAAGCAUCUAGGGCUAACUGGUAUAAGGAUAAUCAGGAAAACAAAGGGAUGUGAUAAUUGUGAGAAAAAUGCAACUGCUUCGGCUAUACUGAAUGAUGAUAUAACAGCAGAAGCUAAACGUUAUGGGUUCGAAAUCCUUCAGACAUUUCCUAUCAUUAUGUCAAGGUACAAAGAUGUGACGUAUAGCAGUACAUGUGCAUUGCAUUACCAUACAAUCGAAAAGGUGUCACAUACGAUGGAGAGAAAUGUAACAACGAUUAAGAAUGAUCGCCAGACAAGUCAACAGCAUGAUAUGUACCAUGUAUAUGGAGAUGUCAUGGCUGCCUACUCAAACAUGCUUAUAAGCAUGCUUCAUGGACAUUGGUCCAAAAAUGGUGAUGUCAUGAACAUACCUUAAACAUUUUAAAUUCAAAACCAUUUCCUACAGAUUUAAUUCACAUCAGGAAGACACAAUUAUUUACGACCAAUUGUUUUAACAAACAGAAUCGUUGUAAAAGAUCUGUUG